Messenger RNA from Lipotes vexillifer (Yangtze River dolphin), 699 nucleotides. RefSeq names its product peptidyl-prolyl cis-trans isomerase A-like. The record is from RefSeq and is a predicted model, not a curated record. The transcript has 5 exons. Gene Ontology annotation, cellular component: cytoplasm. The coding region runs from base 1 to 699 and encodes 232 amino acids. NCBI's taxonomy places the organism in Eukaryota, Metazoa, Chordata, Mammalia, Artiodactyla, Lipotidae. Gene Ontology annotation, biological process: protein folding; protein peptidyl-prolyl isomerization. Gene Ontology annotation, molecular function: cyclosporin A binding; peptidyl-prolyl cis-trans isomerase activity.
AUGGCGCUGACCCUCCUGUGGCAACGCCCUCCUGAGCUGCCCCGCAUCGUGCCCUGUGCCGCCCUGGGGGCUCCAGUUCAGGAAGACCCUAGGAAGCUGUACGUGGCUGCCUGCCCAAGCUUCCUAGGACCAGCAGCCCCACUGAUGGCUCCUGGCGAAAAACGCGCGACGCCGCCACCCCAGAACCUCCCGCGCUGCCCAGCCAAGGUCAACCCUACCAUGUUCUCUGACAUCGCCGUCAACGGUGAGCCCUUGGGCCACGUCUCCUUCGAGCUGUUUGCGGACAAAGUUCCAAAGACAGCAGAAAACUUUCGUGCUCUGAACACUGGGGAGAAAGGCUUUGGUUAUAAAGGUUCCUGCCUUCACAGAAUAAUUCCGGGAUUUAUGCGCCAGGGUGGUGACUUCACACGCCAUAAUGGCACUGGUGGCAAUUCCAUCUACGGGGAGAAAUUUGAUGACGAGAAUUUCCUCCUGAAGCAUACGGGUCCUGGCAUCUUGUCCAUGGCAAAUGCUGGCCCCAACACAAAUGGUUCCCAGUUUUUCAUCUGCACUGCCAAGACUGAGUGGUUGGGUGGCAAGCAUGUGGUCUCUGGCAAGGUGAAAGAGGGCAUGAAUACUGUGGAAGCCAUGGAGCGUUUGGGGUCCAGGAAUGGCAAGACCAGCAAGAAGAUCACCAUUGCUGACUGGGGACAAAUCUAA